GGAAGAGAAGGCACCAUGGCGGAGGGAGCGUUCGUGCUGCACGGGAGGAAAGCGGCGCUCAGCGAGAAGCCAUAUGAGUUUAUGAGUAAUACACAGAAGACCACAAGCAGCCAUAAUCUUAGCUACCAAGGGUCUGGCAUCAACCGCAGAGUGCACUCUAACCAUGGCAGGCAAACUAUACCAAAUGACGCCAAUGGUAACACGUUGUCUCUGUACACCAAAGAGAACAUUAGCAUUGAUGACCUGGAGGACAAUUUGAGGAAGUUAAAGGUUCAGGUAGAUAGCCUUGCCUCCAGUCUAAAUUUGGAAACCAUGUCUGACUAUACAAAUAUGCCAGAAUGGCCAAAGCAUAUCCGUAGUCCAUCAUUCGGAGACUCUACAGACCGAAGUCAAGAUUUGGCUUCAAGCUCUGAAUGGUUUUUGAACACAAACCACCUAACAAAACCUCAUGAGAAUUUCUCUACAACGCAUAGCUCAGGAUUUCCGACAUUUUCAAAGUCAUCUCUCAGUCGUCCGUUCGGCACCACAAGCAGCUCGUUUUCAGAAAUGGAAUCUUCUCCCACACCACCUUCAGACAUUGCUUAUGGAGAAUCCAUCCCGGUGAAGCUUGGUGCUCCUCACGUAGUUGGCGUUCGGUCUCUUUUACCUCCAAAGGUUCCUGUGCGGUCUCAAUCUCCCGAGAGAACCAGAGUCUCGAUGCCCCGAGGAAGAUCUCAGUCGCUUGAUCGCUCGCACUCCUUUUCACCGACUUCUAAGAAAGCUAGAUAUCUCCGAUCCCGUUCUCAAUCUCCAAAACCUAUCUGGAGGCCAAAUUCUGCUAAAGCUAAUGCGUGUGGCCAGCCACCGGGAAGAAUUAAAUCCAACGUUAAGACGUCCUCUUCCAACAGGCAAUCUCGCUUACGGUUUUACAGGCCUGGGUCUUUGGCAGCAAGAUCCUUUACUCCUCCAAGGAAGACCAAAAGCAGUCUUGGCUACUCCUGGAGUCCUUAUAGUGUUCCAUCAUCUGUCAUAGCAGCACCCAGUGCAGAAGAGAUCAGUGAAAGGUAA
Molecule: messenger RNA, 1047 nt
Organism: Nanorana parkeri
Lineage: Eukaryota; Metazoa; Chordata; Amphibia; Anura; Dicroglossidae
Exons: 3
Coding region: 16-1047 (343 amino acids)
Source: RefSeq, a predicted model, not a curated record